Messenger RNA from Arabis nemorensis, 2751 nucleotides. The record is from the annotation of a GenBank genome assembly. Lineage: Eukaryota; Viridiplantae; Streptophyta; Magnoliopsida; Brassicales; Brassicaceae.
AUGGAUUUGGCAUCCCGUUAUAAGGGGGUUGUUGGGCUGGUUUUUGGUGACAAUCCAUCUUCAAAUGAAGACAGUUACAUUCAACGCCUGCUGGAUCGUAUAAGUAAUGGUACCUUGCCUGACGAUAGGAGAACUGCUAUACUAGAACUUCAGUCUGUGGUAGCAGAAAGUAAUGCUGCUCAAUUAGCUUUUGGAGCAUCUGGAUUUCCUGUGAUAUUGGGCAUCCUAAAGGAGCAACGAGAUGAUGUUGAAAUGGUUCGAGGUGCCUUAGAAACUCUUCUUGGCGCUCUAACGCCAAUUGAUCAUGCAAGGGCACAGAAGGCUGAAGUCCAUGCAGCUCCUAUGAACUCCGACUUGCUAUCCCGUGAAGCUGAAAAUAUCACUCUUCUUCUGAGUUUGCUGGAGGAAGAAGAUUUUUAUGUUCGAUAUUACACUCUUCAGAUAUUGACAGCUCUUCUUAUGAACUCUCAAAACAGGUUGCAGGAAGCUAUUUUGACCACUCCUCGCGGUAUAACUCGACUCAUGGAUAUGCUAAUGGAUAGGGAGGUAAUCCGGAAUGAGGCUUUAUUGCUUCUUACGCACUUGACACGUGAAGCAGAGGAGAUCCAAAAAAUUGUUGUCUUUGAAGGUGCGUUUGAAAAGAUUUUUAGCAUCAUAAGGGAGGAAGGGGGUUCAGAUGGCGAUGUGGUUGUGCAGGACUGUUUGGAGUUGUUGAACAAUCUUCUACGCAGCAGUUCUUCAAAUCAGAUACUCUUAAGGGAGACCAUGGGUUUUGAACCGAUAAUUUCAAUUCUAAAACUGCGAGGGAUUACAUAUAAGUUCACCCAGCAAAAGACUGUUAAUUUACUUAGUGCGCUGGAGACGAUCAAUAUGCUGAUCAUGGGUGGUGCAGACACGGAUCCUGGGAAAGAUUCAAACAAGCUGGCAAAUAGAACCGUUUUAGUUCAGAAAAAACUGCUGGGCCACCUAAUGAUGCUGGGUGUUGAAAGCCAAUGGGCACCUGUCGCUGUUCGUUGCAUGACAUUUAAAUGCAUUGGAGAUCUGGUUGAUGGUCAUCCCAAGAAUCGUGACAUCCUUGCUAGCAAAGUUCUUGGUGAAGAUCGGCAAGUAGAACCUGCACUCAAUUCUAUCCUCCGGAUCAUUUUACAGACUUCUAGUAUUCAAGAGUUUGUUGCAGCUGAUUAUGUUUUCAAGACCUUCUGUGAGAAAAAUCGGGAGGGUCAGACAAUGCUAGCUUCGACUUUAAUACCCCAGCCACACCCCACCGUCCGAGAUCCUCUAGAAGAUGAUGUUAACAUGUCGUUUGGAAGUAUGCUGUUACGAGGUCUUUGUUCUGGUGAAGCUGAUGGUGAUCUUGAGACUUGUUGCAGAGCUGCAAGCAUCCUUUCUCAUGUUUUGAAGGACAACAUUCAGUGCAAGGAAAAGGCUUUGAAAAUCGUACUUGAGUCACCUAUGCCUUCCAUGGGAACUCCAGAGCCUCUCUUUCAGAGGAUUGUCAGAUACCUGGCCGUUGCUUCUUCCAUGAAAAGCAAAGAUAAAUCAAGCACAUUGGGGAAAUCAUACAUUCAACAGAUCAUUUUAAAGCUGCUUGUGACAUGGACUGUUGAUUGCCCGGCUGCAGUUCAGUGCUUUUUAGAUUCACGUCACCACCUAACUUAUCUGCUCGAGCUGGUAGCAGACCCAGCUGCAACAGUUUGCAUAAGGGGCUUGGCGUCUAUUCUACUGGGAGAAUGCGUCAUCUACAAUAAAUCAAACGAGAAUGGGAAAGAUGCUUUUGCUGUAGUUGAUGCUGUGAGCCAGAAGAUGGGGCUCACAUCAUACUUCUCGAAGUUUGAAGAGAUGCAGAGCAGCUUCAUCUUCUCGUCCUCCAAGAAACCUCCGCAGGAUCAUAAACCGUUAGCAAGAACAGCUACGCCUAGUGAAGCUGAGAUUGAGGAUGUUGAUGAGGCAGGUGCAAUGGAUAAGGGGAAUGAGGAUCACCCAAUGCUCCUGUCGUUGUUUGAUCCUAGUUUCAUAGGCUUAGUGAAGAGCCUGGAUGGUAACAUCAGAGAGAGAAUCGUGGACGUGUAUAGUCGGCCAAAAAGUGAGGUGGCUGUAGUACCAGCGGAUUUGGAACAGAGGAGCGGAGAAAAUGAGAAAGACUACAUCAACCGCUUGAAAGCCUUUAUAGAGAAACAAUGCUCGGAGAUUCAGAACCUUCUUGCUCGGAACGCUGCCUUGGCAGAAGAUGUAGCCAGCUCUGGCAGGAAUGAGCACUCUCAAGGAUCAGAGCAAAGAGCAAGUACAGUAAUGGAGAAGGUUCAGAUGGAAAGCAUCAGGCGAGAACUCCAAGAAUCGUCUCAGCGUUUAGAGACAGUUAAAGCCGAAAAAGCCAAGAUCGAAUCUGAAGCAUCUAGUUACAAGAACAUUGCUGGGAAACUUGAAUCAGACCUAAAAAGCCUAUCGGACGCAUACAACAGUCUAGAACAGGCAAAUUACCAUCUUGAGCAGGAAAUUAAAUCCUUGAAAGGAGGAGAAGAUCCCAUGGAGUUUCCUGAUAUAGAAGCGAUUAAGGAAGAAGUGAGAAAGGAAGCUCAGAAAGAGAGCGAAGACGAGUUAAAUGACUUGUUGGUAUGUUUGGGUCAAGAGGAGAGCAAAGUGGAGAAACUAACUGCGAGGCUGAUAGAAUUGGGAGUUGAUGUCGAUAAACUCUUGGAGGAUAUCGGGGACGAGUCAGAAGCUCAAGGAGAAUCUGAAGAAGACGACCAUUAA